AGUGAUGACAAGGCCUUAUUUGCCAUCUGGCACCACCGUCUUAUGGGUUUGGGUUUGGUGAAGAACCAAAAUAGAGGGAAGAACUUCUAAUGCUAUAGUGAGUACGUGAAGCAAAUUUUAGCUUAGCAUGGACAAGAAAAUGAUGAAGUUUUUGGAUGAGUACGAUGAAGAUGACGUAGACCUCGUUCAAUCAGGGCAACUGGCGGAGGUCAAUUGCCUGAUUCCGCAUACCAUGUACGGCACAUUGAUCGGCAAAGGCGGAUCGAGGCUUAAGAGCAUCAAUCGCAAAUUUGAGGUGCAAGUCAUUUUCCCUGCUGACAAGAGGAGCGAGAAAGUGCGAAUCAGGGGCAAGAAAAAGGAAAACUGCGAAAAGGCCAAGCAGGCGCUGCUGGAACAGGUGCCUGUGAAGGUCCACGUGCCUCACAAGUACCACGGCUCCAUCAUCGGCAAGAAAGGCUCGAAUGUGAGAGAGUUGAACGAGAAGUUCCGUGUGCGUCUCAACUUUCCACCGCCCGACCAGCAUUUGAACUUCAUCACAAUUUCGGGAGCGCCGGCCUGCGUGUCCGAAGCCAAGGAGGAAAUCGAGAGUCAAUGGAAGAAGAUGGAAGACAAGCAGCUGCGCUCCUUUCAACUCAAGGUUAAGGUCGACCCCGACUUCCUAGGAAACUUGAUUGGUCCCCUAAGACCUGUGAUCCUUCAAAUCAUGCGGGAUCAUGAUGUGCAGAUCAAAUUCCCAAAGGAGGGUGAUGCUGAGAAAAACAUCAUAACAAUCACCGGCUACGAGGAGAAAGCCAAAGCGGUCAAGAAGGACGUUUUGAAAAUUGUUAGCAAGCUGAAAAAGGAACAGGUGUCCAUCUCAAGUGAGUUGCACAACGAGUUAUUAGGAGGCAAGGGCGAAAUUGACAUUCAGAAGGUGAUGGAAGAAUUCAAGGUUGGCAUGAGAUUGUCCGAGAGCACUACUGACCCAAGUCUGGUCACCAUCAUUGGUGCUCCGUACAGCCUGGCCCAAGUUAAAGAGUAUCUUCUGAUCGAAGUAUUUAAUACGUGUCCUUGGCUUAAGAAAACACCAGAAAUGAACGAGAAGGAUGAACAAAAUUAAAAUAACAUUAAUUUGACUUUUGAUCAAUUAAAAAUGCUGAUAUUCAUAAUUAAGACUGGUCAAUUUACUAAAAGAAACCAUAUUUGACUGAAAAUUAGGAAAUCAUGAUAUGUGGGUAGCAAAUCAAUUAAGGUAUUUUUGCCUUUUAAUCGUUUGUGUUCCACACAAAUUAAAAUAUUUUUGAAUCACAAAAUAAUAUGUAAAAAUUCUUGUCCUUCAUAUUUAAUUAUAAAAUAAUAA
This is a messenger RNA of Neocloeon triangulifer, 1339 nucleotides long. RefSeq names its product vigilin-like. Gene Ontology annotation, molecular function: mRNA binding. Gene Ontology annotation, cellular component: nucleus; cytoplasm. The coding region runs from base 128 to 1099 and encodes 323 amino acids. Gene Ontology annotation, biological process: regulation of gene expression. The transcript is spliced from 4 exons. The record is from RefSeq and is a predicted model, not a curated record. Lineage: Eukaryota; Metazoa; Arthropoda; Insecta; Ephemeroptera; Baetidae.